Messenger RNA from Saccharomycodes ludwigii, 1824 nucleotides. RefSeq lists its product as uncharacterized. NCBI's taxonomy places the organism in Eukaryota, Fungi, Ascomycota, Saccharomycetes, Saccharomycodales, Saccharomycodaceae. The record is from RefSeq and is a predicted model, not a curated record. The transcript has a single exon. Bases 1 to 1824 code for a protein of 607 amino acids. Gene Ontology annotation, cellular component: cytoplasm. Gene Ontology annotation, biological process: ubiquitin-dependent protein catabolic process. Gene Ontology annotation, molecular function: ubiquitin binding; ubiquitin conjugating enzyme binding.
AUGAGUAAAGAAAUUGUUGGCACUGAUCCAACUGAGCCUACGAUUCCUGAAAAGCAAAAUAUGACAAUUAUUGAACCAAGUAUUGAUGCAAUCGUGAAAGAUAAAGUAGAACCUAAGGAGACGGAACAAAGGGAAGUGGAAUCCGAGAAAUCAGAACAAAAGGAAGAAGAGCAAAAGGAAGAAGAGCAAAAGGAAGAGCAAAAGGAAGAGCAAAAGGAAGAACAAAAAGAAGAACAAAAGGAAGAAGAACAAAAAGAAGAACAAAAAGAAGAACAAAAAGAAGAACAAAAAGAAGAACAAAAAGAAGAACAAAAAGAAGAACAAAAAGAAGAACAAAAGGAAGAACAAAAAGAGCAAGACGUCAAGAAAUUAGAUGAAAUUUCUUUAAAUGAAGAGGAAAACAACGAAAAACAAGAUGACGAUGACGAUGAUACACCACAGCUACCACCUAGACGUUCUCAAGAGGAAUCGAAACAUGUGAAAAAAGAAGAAGAAAUUGAAAUUCCUAAAAUGAACCCCUUAUUGGUUCAACUUAGAGAAGCAUUUCCAAAUGUGCAAGAAAAAUAUAUAAAUGCAAUUAUUUUGGCUUCACAAGGGAAUUUAUCUAAUGCUUAUAAUGCAUUGUUAUAUAUUGUUGAUCCAGAAUUUGCCAAAGAAGUUGUUAUUCCUACAAAGCCUGUCGUGACAGGUAUAAAUGGUGCUAGUGCAGACACUACUAUUCCUCAUGAACUAGAGAAUAAACUUGCAAACACCAGUAGCAUCACUUCUGCCACACCAUUGUCGCAGAUUGAACAGGAUGAGUUGUUGGCACGUCAAUUAAAUGAAAGAUAUAAUAAUACCUCUGGGAAAGUUGGUACUAAUAGAAGGAGAACCACCGAUACUAGUGCACGCUCACGUCCACGUCAACAUCCACGUAGACAAUUAAGAAACUAUGAUGAAGGGGAUGAAGGGGAUGGAGAUGACGAAGACGAAGAUUUUAUUACUAAUUUUGUUGAAAAAGAUUUGCCCGUGAUUAAAGAUAAUGUAAACAAGAAUAUUAAGGAAACAUCCAAUAAAAUUGGCCAGUGGUUUAAUUCUGUUAAACAAUCGUGGUAUGAAGAUGGAAACAAUGGCGCUGCUACCAAUGGUAGUUCGAACUAUAACAACUCUUCCUUGGAGGAUAAAUUUGAACAAAAUUUUGAAAAUGAUAGCAAUAAUUAUAACAACAAUGAUUUAGAUGAUGAGAUUUAUAUUAAUGACUAUGUUAAAAAAGUUAAGCCCACUAGCACUGAUGUAAUUAAUAAUAAACCGUAUUUGGCUGAAAGACCUGCUAGCGGCAGAACAAGAUUUAAUUCGUUUGGUAUUUCUACGGAUGGAUCUAAUGCUACAGCCAGAACUAAGAUUUUAAUGGAAUCGCCAACAAUAAAAGAUCACGAGAAUGAACAAAGUGUGAUUAAAAAUACUGCAUCAACCAUUGCAGAUAUUGGUAUUAAGGAGGGAGAUGAAGAUGAAAAAACACCUAAAUUACCACCAAGGACGCCAAUCCAAGAAAAGGAUGGUGCUAUAGCUACUGGCACCAGUGUUAAUGAUAACAAUAAUAAAUCUUUAAAAGUUGAGACCGUCUUAAUUGACUCGCCAUCCACUGAAGACAAAACUAAAAAAGCCAACAAUAGACUGGCCCAACACAGUUUAAGAAUCAUAGAACCUGAGCCAAGUAGCAAUGAAGAUAUUGCAGCCGGCUUGCCAAAAACUCCAACCAAGAAUAUCAAACCUGUUUCAAAAGACGAUAAUAGUGGGAAAGAGACCGUUUCCGAGAUUGAAGAUGAUUUAGAAUUAAGUGAUUGA